Messenger RNA from Hypanus sabinus (Atlantic stingray), 2349 nucleotides. Its product is annotated as extracellular calcium-sensing receptor-like. NCBI's taxonomy places the organism in Eukaryota, Metazoa, Chordata, Chondrichthyes, Myliobatiformes, Dasyatidae. The transcript is spliced from 5 exons. The record is from RefSeq and is a predicted model, not a curated record. Gene Ontology annotation, biological process: G protein-coupled receptor signaling pathway. Bases 1 to 2349 code for a protein of 782 amino acids. Gene Ontology annotation, cellular component: membrane. Gene Ontology annotation, molecular function: G protein-coupled receptor activity.
AUGAUUUUUGCCAUUGAAGAAAUAAACCAGAACGAAAAUCUCCUUCCGAGGAUCAGUCUUGGGUAUCAGAUACACGAUGAUUGUUCGUCCUCCGCGAUAGCUUCGAAAGCAGCACUCGCUUUGAUCAAUGGAGAGGAAUCAAUCGAAUACCGUGAAUGUAGAGGUUCUUCCAACGUCGCUGCCAUUGUUGGCUGCGAAAUAUCUACAAAUUCGAUCGUAACCGCCAGGACAAUCGGUUCCUUUGGGAUUCCACUGGUUAGUUACUACUCCACCUGCUCCUGUCUCAGCGAUAAGAGAGAAUACCCCACGUUUUUCAGAACUAUUCCAAGCGAUUUCUACCAGUCCAAAAUUUUAGCUGAGCUGGUGAGAACCUUUGGCUGGACUUGGAUUGGAGCCAUUAGAAGUAAUACCGAUUAUGGUAAUUUUGGAAUGCAAGGAUUUCUGGAACAUGCAGAAAAGUUCGGUGUGUGUAUUGCCUACUCUGAGACAUUUUAUAGGACCGACCCGCCAGAGGAAAUCAGCAGACUUGUACAAAUAAUUAAACAGGCAUCCACUAAAGUUGUAGUGGCUUUUGUUAACGUUGGUGAUAUGAGAAUUCUAUUGAACGAAAUUUUGCGUCAAAAUGUAACUGGUAUACAGUGGAUUGGAACUGAGGCGUGGGUGACAGCAAAUCUCCUCCUUCCUGAAGAAAGAGUAAUUUAUCUCGCAGGCACAAUCGGUCCAACCACCCGCAGGACAGAGCUGGGCGAUCUCAGAAAUCAUCUUCAGCACGUCCAUCCUUCCAACUUUCCUGGCAAUAUUUUGGUGACGGAGUUUUGGGAAACAUUAUUCACCUGCUCUUUUACCACUGACAACGGGACAAACCAACAGAACUCUUCAGGUCAAGUUCGACAAUGCACUGGGAACGAACAUGUGGAAGGGAAAGAAAGUGCGUACCUUCCGGCGGUAAUGGACGGAAGUUCAUACCAUGUGUAUACAGCUGUCUACUCCAUCGCCCACGCACUUCAUAAUCUGUUAUCCUGUGUUGAAGGCGAAGGACCUUUUUCAAAUAAUACAUGUGCGCAUAUUGCAAAUUUCCAACCGUGGCAGCUACUACACUACAUCCGCACCGUGAAUUUCACAGCGAAGACGGGAGAAACUGUUUACUUUGAUGAAAAUGGAGAUCCGGUGCCAAGAUACGAAUUCGUGAAUUUGCAAGUGAAUUUGAAGGGAACCGUUGACAUUGUAAAUAUCGGGUAUUAUGACGGCUCGGCUACGGCAGGGCGGAAACUAGUCAUUAAUACAGGAGAUGUUAUAUGGAGCACGUCUGGGAAUACGAUUCCACAGGCAAUUUGCUCAGAGCCCUGCUUUCCUGGGACAAGAAAAGUCAGCCGGAAAGGGCAGCCGAUAUGUUGUUUUGACUGUGCAGAGUGCGCCGACGGUGAGAUCAGCAACGUCACUGAUUCGACAGAUUGCAUCAAGUGUCCAUCAGAAUACUGGCCUAAUCGGGACAAAACCGAAUGUGUCCUCAAGAAAGUUGAGUUUCUUUCCUUUGGAGAAAGUCUGGGGUUUGUAUUAGUAAUGCUUGCUGUCGUGGGGAUUUGUUUUACCGUGGCUACCGCUGUGAUUUUCUACCACUAUCGAGAAACACCAAUCGUCAAAGCGAACAACUCCGAGCUCAGUUUCCUGCUACUGUUUUCCCUGCUGCUCUGCUUCAUUUGCUCGCUUGCCUUCAUUGGAGAACCGUCUGGCUGGUCUUGCAUGUUGCGACGCACAUCAUUUGGAGUUGUGUUCGUACUGUGCAUUUCCUGCAUCUUGGGCAAAACCAUCCUUGUCGUGGUUGCUUUUAAGGCAACUCUUCCCAACAGCAGCGCGAUGAACUGGUUCGGACCCGUGCAGCAACGUCUGGGUGUCUUUAUUGUUACGUUUCUGCAAGUGUUAGCCUGCGUUCUCUGGCUAAGUGUAUCACCUCCCUAUCCAUUCAAGAACAUGAGACAUUACAGAGACGUUAUUAUUCUGGACUGUGACGUGGGCUCAUUGACUGCUUUUUACUUCGUGUCGGCCUAUAUUGCUUUGUUGUCCAUCGUGUGUUUAGUGCUUGCUUUCUUUGCCCGGAAACUCCCAGACAGUUUCAACGAUGCCAAAUACAUCACCUUCAGCAUGCUGAUCUUUUGCGCUGUUUGGAUAACUUUUAUUCCGGCUUACGUGAGCUCUCCAGGAAAAUACACUGCGGCUGUAGAAGUGUUUGCCAUUUGGGCAUCGAGCUUCGGUCUGCUUGUCUGUAUUUUUGCACCGAAAUGUUAUAUUAUCCUACUGAAACCGGAGAGUAAUACAAAGAAACAGAUGAUGGCGAAAGGGACUUCACCAUGA